AUGACAAGAACAACAACCGAAACAGUCGAUAUCGUGAUCGUAGGAGGCGGCCCAACAGGUCUCCUCUCUGCCUUCCUCGCACGUCAGCUCGGUCUCAGCAUCGCCGUCCUCGACUCUAAAGAUAGCACACUCACAGUCGGACGCGCAGACGCCCUCAACGCACGCUCACAGCAAUAUCUCGAAGUCGCCGGUGUCUUAGAAGAGCUCCUGCCCAAAGGCAUACGGUGCAACACAAGCACAAUAUUUGCCGAUGGCGAAUUCAAGUCUCGCCAGAGUCACUGGUGGAACAGUCUCACGCAUUGCUUCCAUAACAACUUCCUCAUGGUCGGCCAGCCGGUCGUGGAGGCCGUCCUUGCAUCACAUCUCGACUUCCCCAUCCACUUCUCCGAGCCCGCAGUAUCUUUCUCCGAGUCUGACGAAGGUGUAACGGUGCGUACUGCGAAACGGACAGUACAGGCAAAGUACCUCAUCGCAUCAGACGGCGCGCGAUCUGCAGUACGCACAGCGCUGGAAAUUCCGUUCGAGGGGACAAAGCCGAAUAUGACGUGGGCCGUGCUGGACACAUUCAUAGACACAGACUUCCCGGUCUGCAGUGAGAUUAUUACGUUCCAACUGGAUGGGCAGAGCAGGAUAUCCUGGAUUCCCAGAGAGCGUGGUAUGGCACGGUUCUAUGUGCUUCACGACGAUGAGAUCACACAGGAGAAGACUGAAGCAUCAAUUCGCAAGCACAUGGCGCCAUAUCGUAUCGAUUUCGUUGAGACGGAGUGGUUUAGCAAGUUCGAAAUCAAGGAGCGAAUCGCCGAAACAUUCGUAUCGAAAUGCUCCACAGGUCGUAUCAUCCUCGCUGGUGACGCCGCCCACGUCCAUUCCGUCAACGGUGGCCAAGGCCUGAACACAGGUAUUGCUGACGCCUUUUCCCUGAUAUGGCGCCUCAAGAUGUGCCUUUCCCCGAGUACUUCCCCUACAGCCAAAGCCAGGAUCUUGCAGAGUUAUAAUACCGAGCGUCACAGUGUCGCCCAAGAAGUGAUAGACAUUGCGGCGAAGCUCGUUCGAAAGACGAUUACGGAGGCGAAGGACUACGUGGCGGUCAUUGAGAAGAACGCUGGAUAUAUAACAGGUAUGGGCGUGAAUUACGCCGGCAUCGGGUCGGCGAUGAUUAAGGAUUCGGAGACCGGGUUGUUUAAGGCUGGAAAUCGUAUGCCAGACCUCUGGGUCAAGACGGCGGGUAAGGAUCAUGAGCGCCUGUACUCGAAGUUUUCAUAUGGGCAUUUUGUGAUGGUGAGGAUAGGUGGAGGAAAGGGUGUGGAGGUGCCGAGUGAGGUAGAGGUUGUUACUGUCGGUCCGUCGAAAGAGCCAGGAGAGAGCGCGCUUUCGGCGUCCUGGGUACGUCAAGAGGAUAGAUAUGUCGUCGUCGUAAGGCCGGACAUGUACGUUGGAUAUGUUGGAUCCGAGAGAGAGGGGUUGGAGUACCUGAGAGCAUUGUAUUAG
Molecule: messenger RNA, 1488 nt
Organism: Pseudovirgaria hyperparasitica
Lineage: Eukaryota; Fungi; Ascomycota; Dothideomycetes; Acrospermales; Acrospermaceae
Product: FAD monooxygenase
Exons: 6
Coding region: 1-1488 (495 amino acids)
Molecular function (GO): FAD binding
Source: RefSeq, a predicted model, not a curated record